Molecule: messenger RNA, 435 nt
Organism: Schizosaccharomyces octosporus yFS286
Lineage: Eukaryota; Fungi; Ascomycota; Schizosaccharomycetes; Schizosaccharomycetales; Schizosaccharomycetaceae
Exons: 2
Coding region: 1-435 (144 amino acids)
Source: RefSeq, a predicted model, not a curated record
AUGCAUAUUUUGAAAAUGAUUCCUCGCGUAGUUCUUCAACGAACUACCACAAAUUCUUUAGCUCGUUGUAUGCAACGACCUGCUUUCGUCCGUCCAGUUUGGAGAAGCUAUGCGACGACGAAGCCAGAUGAUAAUGUUUUUGGUGAAAAUAUGGGAAUGGACGAUAAAAUGCACAAGAUAGAAGAAAAAAUGAGUUCCGUUGUCCUUAACGACCCACAGCUAGUCGAAAAAAUUGAUCGUCUUCGUGUAUUCUGUGAAAAACACGGUCUUAAACCCGGAGUGAAACCUUCACCUUUGGUCAUGCUCAAGUUGGCAAGAGAUCCAGAAUUUAUUGAGUUAUCACAGGCUAUUCGUGAAAUUUUUGAAAAGUCCGGUAUCCAAAAUGAUCCUGAGCUCUUGGAAUAUUUAAAGCGAAUUAAACUCGAUGAGAAUUAA